UAUUGUAUUCCAUGUAUGCAAUUUUAACUAAUUUCUCAGCGCCUGUGUAUCAUCUGUCACACUUAUAAGUUUUUCUUGUUAAUUCUAGUCAUGACACUUAUUUUGCAGAAAAGAUCAACAACUCUCCCAUUGAGCAAGUGAGGCUAACCGUUCCCAUCACCGACGAUCCAACAUUGCCCGUCUUGACAUUUCGGACAUGGGUUUUAGGCCCGAUAACAUGCUGUCUUCUCUCGUUCAUGAACCAGUACUUCCGUUACCGUCAAAACGGUAUUUUUGUGUCGUUGAUUGUGGCCCAGAUCAUCCUUCUACCGGUUGGGAAGCUGAUGGAAAGGACAUUGCCAGCAAAGGCCAUAAGAGUUCCAGGGACAAAAUGGACAUUUUCUAUCAACCCGGGGCCAUUCAAUAUAAAAGAGCAUGCCUUGACAUCCAUCUUAGCAUCGGCGGGUGCUGGUUCGCCUUAUGCGAUUGAGAUUGUUUCACAGUCGAAGGUUUUCUACCAUAGGAAGAUAGAUCCAUUGCCAGCUUUGCUGUUAAUCCAUACCACUCAAAUGUUGGGUUACGGGUUCGCUGGACUGUUCAUGAAGCUACUUGUUGAAUAUUCUCCUUUCAUGUGGUGGCCUGAUGUACUUGUUUCUGUUUCUUUUUAUAGGGCAUCGCACGAGGUCGAAAAAAGGCCCAAAGGACAAUUAACAAGACUUCAGUUCUUUCUUUUAGUCUUGAUAUCAAGCUUCGCCUAUUAUGUUAUCCCUAACUUUUUCUUUCCUUCUAUAACCACCCUCUCAUUUAUUUGCUGGUUUUGGAAGAAUUCAGUCAUAGCCCAACAACUUGGUUCUGGUUGGAGUGGUCUUGGCAUUGGUUCCAUUGGCCUAGAUUGGUCCACGAUAGCGGGUUAUUUAGGAAGUCCUUUAGCUUAUCCUAUGUUCACAAUCGUAAGCAAAAUGAUUGGAUUUAUCUUAAUCCUUUACAUAAUAACGCCCAUUGCUUAUUGGACUAACUUGUACAAUGCCAAGCGAUUCCCUAUUUUCUCUUCGGAUUUGUUCGAUGAUAAUGGACAAUUGUACAUCUCACGAAUUUUGGAUGAGAAGGCGUUCAAAUUCGAUCAGAAGGCCUACGACCACUACUCAAAAAUCAAUUUUAGUACCUUCUACGCACUUAAUUAUGGAUUCGGCUUCUCACGUAUAACAGCUACUCUCACUCACGCUGCUCUCUUCUAUGGGAGUUCGAUAUGGAGCCAGCUAAAAGAGGCUCAUGGAGACCAAAAGGUAACAGGUGAUAUUCACAAUCGGUUGAUGAAGAAGUAUGAUCCUAUCCCUGAAUGGUGGUUCCACGUGAUUCUUAUUUGCACGGUCGGUCUUUCAAUUUUCGCAUGUGAAGGAUUUGGAGGGCAACUUCAACUACCCUUCUGGGGAAUUCUACUUGGAUGCGCUUUGGUUUUGAUUUUCUUAUUACCUAUUGGUGUAAUUCAAGCUACUAGUAAUCAGUCCCUGGAGUUAAAUAUAAUUACGGAGUUACUAAUAGGGUAUUUGUACCCGGGCAAGCCUAUUGCUAACAUGGCUUUCAAAUCCUAUGGAACGGUGAGCUUGAUUCAUGCCCUCUCCUUCCUUUCUUCUCUUAAGCAAGGACACUACAUGAAGAUUCCUCCAAGAUCAAUGUUCAUUGUUCAGGCAGUAGGCAUGUUGAUCUCUUCCACCCUUAGCUUCGGCACGGCGUGGUGGAUACUCUCGACGGUUGAGAACAUUUGCGAGCCUGACAAGCUUCCGCUGGGAAGCCCAUGGACAUGUCCCAGUGAACGCGUCGUCUUCAGUAUUACAACCACUUGGGGCAUUGUCGGCCCAUCCCGUAUGUUUGUCCCGUUCGGCCUAUACAAGUACGUUUACCUUUUCUUCCUCCUUGGCACACUAGCCCCUGUGCCUGUGUGGCUUCUCUCUAGUGCGUAUCCGAAGAAGAAGUGGAUCAGACUCAUCAAUUUCCCAAUCAUACUGGGGGCCACCGCGAGCAUGCCCCCUAUAAGGGCCGUCCAUCAGUGGUCCUGGUUUGUGGUAGGCUUCCUAUUUAACUAUGUUAUAUAUAGGAAAUACAAUGGGUGGUGGAGCAGGUACAACUAUGUGUUAUCAGCUGGGUUGGAUGUUGGGAUUGCUUUUAUGGCUCUUUUGGCAAGCUUUGCUCUACAAAAUAUAUAUGGAGUGAAAUGGUGGGGUUUGGAAUUGGGGGACCAUUGCCCGCUGGCCCAUUGCCCAACGGCCCCAGGUGUAGAGGUCAAGGGAUGCCCAGUUUUUCAUUGAUUAAUGAUAA
Magnolia sinica is the source of this 2292-nucleotide messenger RNA. Its product is annotated as oligopeptide transporter 5-like. The record is from RefSeq and is a predicted model, not a curated record. NCBI's taxonomy places the organism in Eukaryota, Viridiplantae, Streptophyta, Magnoliopsida, Magnoliales, Magnoliaceae. Bases 237 to 2282 code for a protein of 681 amino acids. The transcript has 6 exons. Gene Ontology annotation, biological process: transmembrane transport. Gene Ontology annotation, molecular function: oligopeptide transmembrane transporter activity.